AUGAGUGAGCAGCAAAAAUUCACACGCCCACCAUCGUCACGCCAGCCAUCGUCACGCCAGCCAACUGGCAUGCGCCCACCAAGCUCUAGAUCACGCAUUGGUGGUGAUGUUGGCCUUUUCAAUCAAAGAAUCAACACAUCAAACAAAACAAUAGAAGUUCAAGGUUUACCUAGUGCACAUAAAACAAUAGGCACAAGACAGGUAGCAGAUAACAAAUUUUACAUUGGUAUUCUUCGUAAGCGUAUUAAUGAAAUAGUCGCAGAAAUUGAAAGACUCAAAGACGAAAAUGAGACUCGUAGAAGAGGCCAAGCUAUAUCAGUUUCACUACAGCAAGAGGUUGGCGACCUUAGAAACCAGAUCGCUCAACAAGAAGCUGAAUUAGCAGAUUAUAACGUGCUGGCUGAUAGAUUGUCUACCAAAGUCUCAUACGAUGAAAUGCAAAAGGCUCUCAAUGACUUAAUACAAUCCAACUCCCAACUAGAAAAGGAAGCAGACAGAUUGUAUCGUGAGAGAAAAGAUCUCGAUGCCAUCGUUACUGAUCAGGAAAAUCAAGUCCAGGAGAUGAUGCGUGGCAAUGGAUCACCUCAAUUACAAGAAAUGGUUAAAGAGAUUGAUUCUCUUGAAGAACAAUGCCGCGAACUUCGUGGAAAAACAGGAGAUCUUUCAGGAAAAUCACGUGAAGAGCUCCUUCAGAUUGUUAAAGAUACAACAUCUAAGAUUGGAGAUAUUGAUAAGGCUAUUCAAGAUGAAAAUAAGAGUUUACAGUUCGUUGAUCAGCAGAUCAAGAACCUUGAAGCUCGUGAAGCAGAUCAGAAUACAGAAAGAGGCAAAAAGUACUUAGUUUUGCUUCAACGUGAAAAAGAUAUGAAUAAUUUCAUCAAGAACUAUCCAACAACACUCGAUACAGCUCAAAAAGAACUUGCAGAAGCUCAAAAGCGCGUUAUCGAAGUACUUACUACUACAUCUCGCGAUUUGGAAACUUUAGAUAAGCUCCCAACGCUUGAAAACUUCCAUCAAUUACAGGCAGACCUCGAAUACAAGGCCAAACAGAUGACAGAUGCCCAAGCUACUGCUCAGGCUCUUCAGGCUGAAGUCGAACAGCGUCGUCGUGAAUUAGAAGACCUCCAGAACGUCGAUGAAAAGAUCAGACAAGAAGAACAGUCCAUAGAGAAGCAGAUAAAGAAGAUGAAUGCCGAAUUACCACAGUUCCAAGACGUAGAAACAAUCAGACAAGAAGGAGAACUUAGAAAACAACAAAAAGAAGCAGAAAGAGACUCCCUCAAAGAGCAAUUUAAGAAUAUUAGAAAGGCAACAAAUGCUUUAGCUACACAAUACAACGAGGCUAAAGCAAACCUCAGAACAAAUGAACAACAGACGAAACUUCACCAACUUGAAAAAGAUUUGCAGAGCAAGGCACAGGAAAGUGCCGAAAUUAUAGAGCAUAUUGAGCAAGAAAGAAGAAAGACAAACUAUGCAAUGGUUAAACGCCAGGCCUUAGCAAUUGUUAAUGAAAUCAACCAGGGUCUUUAA
This is a messenger RNA of Trichomonas vaginalis G3, 1530 nucleotides long. RefSeq names its product beta-tubulin binding. The transcript has a single exon. Gene Ontology annotation, cellular component: cilium; intraciliary transport particle B; centrosome. Gene Ontology annotation, molecular function: beta-tubulin binding. The record is from RefSeq and is a predicted model, not a curated record. Bases 1 to 1530 code for a protein of 509 amino acids. Gene Ontology annotation, biological process: cilium assembly; intraciliary transport involved in cilium assembly. Lineage: Eukaryota; Parabasalia; Trichomonadida; Trichomonadidae.